Molecule: messenger RNA, 1920 nt
Organism: Ylistrum balloti
Lineage: Eukaryota; Metazoa; Mollusca; Bivalvia; Pectinida; Pectinidae
Product: craniofacial development protein 1-like
Exons: 8
Coding region: 61-999 (312 amino acids)
Source: RefSeq, a predicted model, not a curated record
CCUGCCAUCUGACUUAACAUACCGAAGUAAUUUUAUAGAUUUUUCCUCACUCUAAGAAGAAUGUAUGACGACGAGGAUUACAGCUCUUCUGACGAUGAGGAUUAUGUUCCUGAUGAUGGGGAGAUUGUGAGUGAGGAGGAGAACUCUGGAGAUGAAGAGGAUCUAAGUGUACUGAAAGAGGAUCAAGAUGAGACUGAAGCCAAAGGAGGGCGUGGCAAACGCAAAAAAUCAAAGAAGAAAUCUUCAGAUCUUGCAGCAAGGAAAAGAAAAGGUGGAAUAAAGCUAGAUGAUGAUACAAAUGAGACAGAAGAAACAGAAGAUGACAAACACAAAAAGGAGCUGUCAGAACAGAUAGAAAAAGAGAAAAUGGAAAAGAAAGAAGAGCAAGAGAAGAAACGAACGGAAAAUUUAUGGGCCAGUUUCCUGUCUGAUGUUGGUGGAAGGCCCAAACCCAAACCAGCUCCUUCAUCAGGUUUAGGGGCUCUAGGCAAUCUCUCAAAGCCAUGUACCUCAUCGUCACCUAAGUCAGUUACACCCACUUCAACACCAGUAAAUGCCACAGGAAAGGUCAAAGUUACAAAAGUUUAUGAUUUUGCAGGAGAAGCUGUUGAAGUUACUAAAGAAGUUGAUGUGAAUUCCAAAGAAGCAAAAGCUGCUCUAAAAGAAAAAGAGACAGCAGACAAGCCGGAAGAAUCUCCAUCACCUGUCGCUACAACAGCCACAUCAGCAUUUUCUGGGAAGGGGCCAGGGAUCAAGCGACCAGGCGGAGGACUUGGAGGAGUACUAAACAGUAUCAACAAGAAACCUAAAAUGGGAACACUGGAAAAAUCAAAGCUUGACUGGAACAGUUUCAAAGAACAAGAAGGAAUAUCUGAAGAACUAAAGAUCCAUAACAGAGGAAAAUCGGGGUACCUGGAAAGAAUGGCAUUUUUGGAACGUACAGAUCAUCGACAGUUUGAAAUUGAAAAGGGUCUUAGACAGAGCAACAGCAAAAGAUGACAACUCGAUGUCAGUAGAAACGCUACGGGGAGACAACCAAUCAAGAACAGAACUUUAUUGUCAUACAGCCAAAUCUAUAUCGACAGUCUUCUAUUUCAAAUUGAAGCAACCAUAAUAUGUAUCAGUGUGUACUUGGUCAACAUUACAUUUAAAAUCUGAUUGGAAACUAAUAUGGAUGUGAAAAAGAAAUCUUAGACCAAGAUGUUUGUCAAGGUUACCGAAAUGUUCGUUUUAAAUCAGUUAGUUAUACCAGGUUUGUGCAAUGGACCAUGUAUUUCUGACGUAUCAAGUAAGUGAUCGUGAAACUGAAAGAUGAUAUACAAAGUGUGCAGCUUUAAAAACAUAUUACUUGAAGAUACCUGGUUUGUGUUAUACAAGAUUUUUUGUUAAUUCAAUCAAGUGGUUUUAGGCACUACAUUCUAGAUUUCUGCAUCUGUAUAGAUUAAAUAUUUCAGAUAAACCAGGUUAUUACAAAGUAAAGAUUCCAUCCAAGCAUACUAGAUUGAAAGGACAAUCUUAACACUGGACCUUUUCCCGAUUUUCAUGAUAGAUAGCACAAUUUUUGUACCUGCUUCUGAUAAAGGUUUUGCCAUGAAUAUAGACGCAGUUGAUGAAAUAUCAGUCGGGAGAACUAACUUCAUUGUGCAAAAUCAUCACUCCACAAUUUUGUUACCAGGUUAGAAUUUUGACCACACAGGACAAAGAACAAAGUUUGAUUACAAAGUUGUUCAGCUUGUAAAAGAGGUUAAUAAUCAAUAGUUCAGAUUGUAAAUUUGAAUUAAACAUUGAUCCUAGGUAACUGUCAAGUGAUAGAGCAAAAAGGAUGUGAAGUGUUUGAUUUCAAAAAUGUUGUGACUUUCAUGUUGUGAUACUGUGAAUAGGUCCGUUUCGCAGGUUCCAUUAUUAAAUUUUUGUACAUAA